This is a messenger RNA of Iphiclides podalirius (scarce swallowtail), 258 nucleotides long. NCBI's taxonomy places the organism in Eukaryota, Metazoa, Arthropoda, Insecta, Lepidoptera, Papilionidae. The record is from the annotation of a GenBank genome assembly.
AUGCGCGCGGACAGGCUUUGGUCGAGGCUGGCGGCCCUGGGCUGGGUGGCCGUUAUGGUGGGCUGCCACGCGCCCGGCAACGAGCCCGAGGCGGUCAGGUACGGGUCGGCAGACGAGAGGUUCGUCAGCGACACCUACACAGUGGCCAACAUCAACAUAACCUACGAGGAUGAGCACGGACAGCCCUACACGGAGACUUCGGAGCGGACUAUUUUAGCCGCUUUAGAGGCGGCUAUUAAAGGAUUUCGAAAGCGAGGC